This is a messenger RNA of Lolium rigidum, 1508 nucleotides long. RefSeq names its product zinc finger CCCH domain-containing protein 35-like. Gene Ontology annotation, molecular function: metal ion binding. The record is from RefSeq and is a predicted model, not a curated record. The transcript has a single exon. The coding region runs from base 13 to 1353 and encodes 446 amino acids. NCBI's taxonomy places the organism in Eukaryota, Viridiplantae, Streptophyta, Magnoliopsida, Poales, Poaceae.
CUUACGUUAACCAUGGUUACUGAGCGGGUUAGAAAUCCAGUUUAUAAACCCACCGCCGCUCCGCCUCAUCUUCCCCGUCCACGGCCGAGCCCAGCACAGCAACAGUCGUCUACCUCCCCAGUUUACGAGAUCUCGACCAAAGACAGCCACCGCUCGACGAGAGAAAACAACGCAAACGCGAAACCGAUGAUGAUGAUGGGAGAGGGAGCGCAGGCGCCGCCGUGGCAGCACGCGGCGACCGGUGCGGAGGGAGGCGGCUACACAAACACGGGACCUGCUACCGACGACGUGUCGCCCUACCUCCUGUCCGCGCUCCGGCGCUACCUUCCGUCCAACACCGCCGCGGCGGGUGCCGGCGAGGACGACGAGGACUACGCGUGCGACGAGUUCCGCAUGUACGAGUUCAAGGUGCGCCGGUGCGCGCGCGGCCGGAGCCACGACUGGACCGACUGCCCGUUCGCGCACCCGGGCGAGAAGGCGCGGCGCCGGGACCCGCGCCGCCACUGCUACUCCGGCUCCUCGUGCCCGGACUUCCGCAAGGGCGGGUGCCGCCGCGGGGACGCCUGCGAGCUCGCGCAUGGCGUGUUCGAGUGCUGGCUCCACCCGGCGCGCUACCGGACGCAGCCGUGCAAGGACGGCACCGCCUGCCGCCGCCGCGUCUGCUUCUUCGCGCACACGCCCGAACAGCUCCGCGCCGUGCCGACGCAGCACCAGCAGCAGGUCUCCAGCUCCAGCCCCAGGAGCGCCGCCUCCUCCCCGCUCGCCGAGUCCUACGACGGCUCCCCGCUCCGACGCCAGGCGUUCGAGAGCUACCUCGGCAAGAGCGCCAUGUCCUCCUCGCCGACAAGCACCCUCGUGUCCCCGCCCAGGUCGCCGCCAUCGGACUCGCCGCCAAUGUCGCCCGACGCGCUCCGCCGCGGUCCAUGGCCGGGCGUCGGGUCGCCCGUCAACGACGUGCUCACCUCGCUCCGCCAGCUCCGUCUGGGCUCGCCGAGGUCGGCGCCGUCCGGCGGGUCGUUCUUGGCCGGCUACUCCAGCGCCUACGGAUCCCCCAGAUCCCCGGCCGGACUGUACAGCAGCCUCCCGUCCACGCCGACCAGGCCAUCCCUGGUGACGGUUAGCACGCCCUCCGGCGCCACCCUGACCGUGGAGCCCCUCGACCUGGGGCUCAUCUCCGAGGAGGAGCCCGUCCAGAGGGUGGAGUCCGGCAGAGCCCUCCGCGCGAAGGUGUUCGAGAGGCUCAGCAAAGAAGCCACCGUCUGCAACAACGACACCGUCGCUGCCGCGACUGUCGGGUUUCCGACCGAAGCAGCCGCUCCUGACGUCGGCUGGGUCUCCGAUCUCAUCAAUUAAUUUCAGCAAGCAACAAACGCACAAGGCCACCGAGACAAAGCUAGGUGGUCAGGUCAGUUACUCGCCAGUCAUUAUUUUGUCAACAUUAACUACCGACGGUUCUUGUGAAUAAUAUCCAUGGUAAGUCCAAGGAAGCAGCUGGAAGACGAGGAGAA